AUGAAACCAAAUCAAAGCGCUCUGCCUCUCAGCGUCUCAGACAUCACUUCCUGUGUCAGGGGUUACACUCUGGCAAUGACAGCCUCCUUGACCUAUGAAAACAUCGAAGAUCACCCUGUCGAGGGAAUCUUUAUAUACCCUCUGGAUGAGUUCAGCGUGGUGGUCGGGUUCGAAGCGAUGAUUGGCAGCCAGAUAAUAACCGUGCAGGUCAAAGAUAAAAUGAAAAUCGAUGACUGUUACUUUGAUUGCUGCAAUGCCAAUGGAACCCCGCAGAGCGGAGGUGGACAUAUCGUUUUGGAUGAGGAUCAGGAGACGACAGUGCUGGUGGUCAGUCUGGGGGUCAUUCCCCCUCUGGAGACCAUUAAUAUACUGGUCAGCACCUCCUCAGAGCUCAGCACACUCCCUAAUGGGGGAAUUCGGGUGAGCUCACCACCCGUCUGCUCUCCAAGAGUCCAACGUUCUGUCAAAGAGGAGCAGGCGUUUUCACCCAGCACUGCUAGGAGGAGGGAUCAACAUCACUGUGCAGUGGGAACCCACGAGCAGACGGCCUCAGGAGUGUGUUUGGCUGCUCUGUUGGAGGAAGAGACCAUCAACUCUAUUGACUAUGAGUUUAAUUUCCAUCUUGAGAUCAGAGGGCCGUAUUUACUGGCAGGUGUGGAAAGCCCCUCACACGCCAUCCGGGCGGACGCUGAGCCCACGGCUCGCUCUGCCACAAGCAUUGUGGUCACACUGGCAGACAAGUACACCUACGACUGCCCUGUGGAGAUACUGAUCUACCCCAGUGGUGUGUAG
Molecule: messenger RNA, 792 nt
Organism: Sinocyclocheilus grahami
Lineage: Eukaryota; Metazoa; Chordata; Actinopteri; Cypriniformes; Cyprinidae
Product: von Willebrand factor A domain-containing protein 5B1-like
Exons: 5
Coding region: 1-792 (263 amino acids)
Source: RefSeq, a predicted model, not a curated record